Molecule: messenger RNA, 4190 nt
Organism: Phymastichus coffea
Lineage: Eukaryota; Metazoa; Arthropoda; Insecta; Hymenoptera; Eulophidae
Gene: wtrw
Product: transient receptor potential channel pyrexia
Exons: 3
Coding region: 331-3288 (985 amino acids)
Biological process (GO): transmembrane transport; monoatomic ion transport
Cellular component (GO): membrane
Molecular function (GO): protein binding; monoatomic ion channel activity
Source: RefSeq, a predicted model, not a curated record
ACUAUACAACAAAUUCGAGUGGCAACCGAUCAACUUUUUCAAUCCUAAAAGCAACGGUAGCAUAGAUUUCGAGUACAUCCCUCUACUUCUCGUUCGCAGCGCGACUAACUGGUCGGUCGACUGCUGCGGGCCGUCGAUUCAGUUACAACGCGCACGCCGGCGGAUAAACAAGCAACUUUGUUACUGCUUGUCUUGUUCACAUAAUGACUGCUUGCAGUUCGUUGAUACUUCCACCCCCAAGGAAGCUUCCACUGCACUACUACCAUGAUCUUCGCUCGACAGCUUGCUUGAAGUAAGUCUACAUGUACCGGAUCUUAACUUAUCAUCAUCAUGACGAGCAACAACGUCAUCAACCACUUUGACAAAACCUUUCCGAUUCUCUCGCCGCCAGUAUCAGCGCGACCAAACAAACGCGUACAAUUGGAACGGAGCUCGAGCAGCAUACAAUUUCCAGCCUCGGCCAUGUCAUUAGUCCACAAAUCCAAAACCUCAUCGUCAUUACUUCUAAGUCGAUGUCUUCGUGGCGGAGAUCGACGCAGUUCGAUGCCAACUGAUCCGGAUGAUCAAUCGUCCACAUGGACACCCGAUGAAGAUCGUUGUAUGGAAUACGGAACACCGCCACCGAUCGAAGAGCCACAUUGUUACUCCAUGUGCUUGAGUGAAAGUUCAACUUCUGACGAGAACAGUUGUGCCGUACAGGUGACCAGAGAUUAUGUGAAGACUCUGUUGAUUGAACACACGAGAGCGUUAGGUUGUAGGAUGCACAUCUUGGAAGACUUGGAGAACGGCAAGAUUGAGCUCGGUUCUUUAGGAAACUAUUUAGAUUCGUGCAAACCUCAAGAGAUCAACGCGAUACUAUUGUACUCGAGUUUUCUUGGUUACGGAGAAUUUAUACCAGUAAUCCACAGUCGCGGAGCAGAUUUAUACCACGUGGAACUUGAACUCGGUAUGACGUCUCUUCAUUUAUGUGCCUUCAGCAACAGUCUCAUUGGAGUUCGGUACCUUCUUGAGCAGGGCGUCACCAUUAACUCUCGAAAACCACAUACACCUUUUCAUUUUGCGGCUUUCGGUAACGCGUCCGAUGUGGCACAAUAUUUUUUGAAACUCAACUGGAGUCAAGAGUCACCACUUGGCGAAGAGACAGUUCUUCAUGCAGCUUCGAGAAAUAGUGCAAUAGACGUAUUGCGAAUCAUCGCUCCGAAGAAUCUUGCAUUGAAUAGAAUCGACAGUGCUGGUUACGCAGCAAUACAUUACACAGCUGAAAGAGGUGAUUCUAAUUGUCUGAAAGUUCUUCUGGACGCAGGUUGUCUGGUGGACAUAGCCACGAGGAAAGGUGAGACGGCGUUGCAUCUAACAGCGGAAGCUGGUUGCGUCGAAAGUCUCGAGAUGUUACUAGCUAAAGGAGCUAAUCCAGCUUUGAAAAAUAGAAGAUGUCAAACGGCAUUACAUCUUGCAGCGAGAACACAUUCGCUCGAGUGCGUCGAAUCAUUACUACAACAUUCAGGCAGUGACCCGAAUGUGGAUGAUAAUGACGGCAGAACUGCGCUACACAUGGCACUUGGUAGGUCAUUGUUAGCCUACGACGUUACGGAAAUGCUGAUCAGCUGGAAGGCACAGGUAAACAAGGCUGACAAGUACGGUUACACGCCUCUUCACGUGGCUGCUCUUAACGAGUUGUCACAGUGCGUUGACAUACUGAUUCAACACGGUGCUGAUUUGAGCGCGAGAACCAAAGGCGGUACUAGUGCUCUGUCAAUCAUCCUCAGGAAAACACCAUCGUCGUUGAAUUGCUUUAAGCAUAGACUAGAUGCGUCUGUUAGUCUUCACCAGCAUGGAUCUGCCGCUGGAGAGGUUGAAUUAAGAUUAGACUUUCAUCCUUUAUUGCAACAUCAACAGCAAGGCGAGAUCGGUUAUCUGGGUACUUUUGUUAAAGAAGGUUACAAGGAAAUCUUGGAACAUCCAUUGUGUCAGUCAUUUCUGCAUCUCAAAUGGCAGAAGAUUCGGAAAUACUACGUUGGCAGAUUACUGUUCUAUCUACUAUACGUCUUGGUUCUCACUGCUUGGGUUAUCACGGCUCUUGCGCAUAAUUGUUACAACGAAUCUCAUGGUCAAUUAGACAAUUCAAGCAAACCUUUGUGUGCCAAUUCUACCGGCCUCAACGGCUUUCUUUAUAGACACCCGGUUGUAUUGGAAAUCGAGUGGUACGCUCUGGUUGUGCUUACAGUAUUAGAAGGUCUGAGAAAGCUAAUGGGUAUUUUAACAUAUUCGAGCUUGAGGCAAUUCUUCACUCAGGCAGAAAAUAUGGUCGAGUGGUGUGUGAUCGUCAGCGUAUUUGCUACCUCGUUUGUAUUCACCGGGAGAACCUAUACUUGGCAGAGUCACGUCGGUGCCUUCGCUGUUCUCUGCGGCUGGAGUAAUCUCAUGCUUAUGAUUGGUCAGUUGCCAAUGUUUGGUGCUUACGUUGCCAUGUUUACUAGCGUCCAAGCUCAGGUUUUCAAACUGCUGUUAGCCUACGCUUGCUUGUUGGUCGGUUUUACCGCGAGCUUCUGCGUCAUAUUUCCGAGAUCCAAGUCCUUCAGUAGUCCACACACAGGUCUCAUCAAAGUACUGGUAAUGAUGACUGGCGAGCUGGACUUUGAGGAAUUGUUCUUCCCUGGCGAAGAGGAAGGUGGCAGACCCGUCGACGUUGGUGGCACAUCUUGGAUACUAUUGCAAGUCUCGGCUCAACUGUCCUUUGUACUGUUUUUACUCUUCGUUACCAUCGUUUUGAUGAAUCUUCUGGUAGGUAUCGCUGUACACGAUAUCAAGGGUCUACAGAAAACAGCCGGUCUGGCUAAACUUGUACGCCAGACAAAACUCAUCUGUGAUUUGGAGGCUGCGUUAUUUCUUGGUCUUCUACCACAAUGCCUUAUGAAACUAUUACGUUGGACAGCUCUGGUACUUCCUUCACCACUGAAGGCUGUGUUGACUGUACGACCGUUAAAUCCGCGAGAAAAACGAUUACCACGCGAUGUUCUUACUUGCGCUUAUAAGGUUGCUCGCGAACGUAAGGGCCAUAAUUUUUCGUCUACUCUACAGAGUAAAAGGAGUAAUAGCACUAUCUACGAGUAUCAGAAGUUUGACUUCAAUUCGUCGUGUAGAAGAAGAAAUACGGCGAUGAUAGAUGAUGAAUCGACUUUGGAAGAAGCGGCGAGAUUGAAAGAAGAAGUAGCAGAGUUGAGGAAGAUUUGCGAGAAUAAUAAUUUGCUGAUACAAGAGCUAGUCAAGAAUUUUAUGGGCGGUAAGUGACUUUGAAGGAGAUUUUGUGAUAAUAAAGGGUAUUGCUGUUCGAAGAAAAAAAUAUUAAUAAAUACUCAGUCGAGAGUCUCACUUUUAUUGAGAUAAAAUAUUGCUUGCGCUAAGUAGCUGAGUAACAAACGCAUAUAUUUACUACUCCUGUUGUAACAUUUUUAGAUAUAGCGAUCCAUUGUACAGUGUAAAUAUCUAUCGAUCGUCAAUUAAAGAAUAUUCACCACAUUUUAAAUAUUUUUGUAAUCAUUGAUAAAAAUAUUAUUUUUUAUACGAUUGAUCUAAAUGUAGCUUUUAAUUUGUUUACUUCGUAAAGUUCAUUUUAUAAGAUUUGAAAUCUGCGUACACUGAUUUAAGUCUAAGCUUUUCAAAGUUUUUAUAAUAAUUAAAUCGCAUUGUAAUAUAACAUAGAAAACUCGAUUAAAUAUAGCGAUAUUUGUUGUUUUUUAUGGUAGCCAUUGCGAUCCAAUAAGCUUUAAUAAUUAAAACAUAGUAAAAUCAACCCAUUAGUUUUCAAUUUUAAGUUUUUUUUUUUUGUAGAGUUUUCAAAACAUUUUUAUGGUUUUUAUCAUUCCAUUAUAUAAUAAAAUGCAAUAAAAUUAAAGUGCAACGGUACACUGACAAAUCAAUUAGAUGAACAUUGUUUUGAUAGUAUGACUCAUAAAGUAACGUUGUUAAUUAGUGUAAUAACAAAGCAUAAAGCCAAAUAUGAAGUUUGAUGAUGUAUACACGUACUUUGAGAUUCUUUGUAUGAACUGUUCAAUUCUUUGGUCGUUUCAAAAAAUGUUUUUUGACAAAAUAUUGUUGAUAGAUAUGUUAAGAAAUGAAAUAUAUUUGUAUUAUUGUGGACAAUACGAAAAAAUCUGAUUAUUUGCAUUUAGUUAGCAUCCAUUUUUCAUGAA